UAAAAAUCAGUUUGUGGUAGUAAUUUGGAGAGUAUUUCAACAAGAUGGCUGAAAACACGAGUACUGAGAAUGCUGUGGAAGGUUCCUCAACCGUUUCUACUGGGAAUGGGGAUGGAAAUCAAGUCCAAAAUGGAACAGACCAGUCUGCCCAGCCUGCACAGCAGCCUGCCCCCAGACAAAACAUGUGGUCCAUACUGAAGACUCUGGUUGUCCGCAUGUUGUUCAUCUAUUUCAUCGCCAGUCUCUUCAAACGUUCACCCCAGACAAACACGACUACUGAUGGGACCGCUGGAUCAUCCAUCAUGCAGAAACCAUCAUCAAAUGUGUAUUCAAAAGACAUGAGAAUGGACAUGUAUGUAUAUGUGUCGGAGCAAGAACAUUUCACAGACUUCAAGAAUCCUGAUGCAUUGUUUUGGACAAAGCGGGCACUUGUGUAUGGAGACUGGACCAGUGGACUGGAUGGAGAUGGGUCAUAUGUUCACAGUGAUCAGAUUAAAGCAACUCCGACCAUUCAAAGCAACGGAUCAGUGUAUCUACAUGUCUACUUUGUGAAAGCUGGAAAGUUGCCCGACCCUGACGAGAAGGGGAAAUUCUCCAGGAAAACAACAGUGUACAGAUCCAAACGCCUGAACAAAUUCAAGAAGCGUUUUUUCCACAACACUGUUAAUCUGCUCACAGGAGAGACAGAUGUACAUCCUGAUCUUAUCAAGAGAGAGAACUCCUCCUCCUUUGAGGUCCUGUCCCACUGGCAUCCCAACAUGACCAUCAACCUUCUGGAUGACUACUCCCCUUGGAUUGAAGGCCAUGUGCCAGCUCCACUUGAUGAAUAUAUUGACUUCAUCCCUGGUACUGACAAGUACUUCCCAGUCUUGUAUCUGAAUGAUUACUGGAACCUCAAUAGUCACUACAUGCCUGUCAAUGACACAGUCACAGAGCUGAACUUGACCCUGACCUACAGCCCCAUCUCGCUGUUCCGCUGGCAGAUCUAUGCAGCGCAGGGCAUGCGCAACAAGUGGUACAGCUUCAUGGGGAGCGACCUGAUUGAGGAGAAUGAUGAUGAUCAGGAUUCACUGAAGACAGCUUUCUUGGAGACCAACCCCUACCUCCUUGCGAUGACCAUAGUGGUGUCACUUCUCCACAGUGUCUUUGAGUUCCUUGCCUUCAAAAAUGAUAUUCAGUUCUGGAAGAGUCGCAAGUCUCUGGAGGGCUUGUCAGUGCGUUCCGUGUUCUUCAAUGUGUUCCAGUCCCUGAUUGUGUUGCUGUAUGUCAUGGACAACGAGACCAACACUGUUGUCAGGAUCAGUGUGUUCGUUGGACUGUGUAUUGAGAUUUGGAAGAUCCACAAAGUUGUCAAUGUCAAGUUUGACAGAGAGAAUCUUCUGUUUGGGGUACUUCCUCGGUUGAGCCUGGGAGACAAAUCCAGCUACACUGAAUCUAUGACAAAGAAGUAUGAUACUCUGGCCUUCAAGUACCUGUCCUGGCUUCUGUUUCCCCUGCUGGGAGUAUAUGCUGUCUACUCACUCCUCUACAAUGAACACAAGGGAUGGUACUCAUUUGUCCUGGGCAUGAUGUAUGGUUUCCUCCUUACAUUCGGGUUCAUCAUGAUGACUCCCCAGCUCUUCAUCAACUACAAGCUGAAGUCUGUGGCUCAUCUACCAUGGAGGAUGCUGACGUACAAAGCCCUCAACACAUUCAUUGAUGAUAUAUUUGCAUUUGUCAUUAAGAUGCCAACGUUAUAUCGUUUAGGAUGUUUACGUGAUGAUGUGAUAUUUUUCAUAUAUGUCUAUCAGCGUUACAUAUAUAAGAUUGAUCCAAAGAGAGUCAAUGAGUAUGGAACAAGUCAGGAUAUGUUUGAUGAAAAUGCAGAGGUCAAAACUGAAGAUCAAGCAGCGAUUAAAGCAGGGUCUGCAACAGAAGGUGAGACCCCAGCCAUAGAGAAGCCAGCAACGGACUCCACAGCAACAGAGAACCCUGCAACAGACUCCACAGCAACGGACUCCAUAGCAACGGACUCCACAGCAACAGAGCCUAAGCCAGCUGAGGAGAAGAAGAAUGACUAGGAGUAGAUGGAGAUCCGUUGUGGAAGCCAGAGCUCUGAUGAAUGUGUGUGAGAGGGUAGAUGAGAGGAAUGCUAGUGUUUGGAGAAUGGCAGGUAUUUAACUCUGAGCCAAAACUUGAAAGAUAUAUUGCUCCUCGGUGGUGUGUUAUGAAGUCUUUUUGUAUUGUUUUCUCACAGGAACUGAACAGCAUAAUUGUUUGAAAUCCAAUGAUUUGUUUUCACAAGUGUUGGCCACAACUCUAUUGGAAUGCCUGAUGGUUCUCUAUGGACCUAACCCCCUUUAAUGUUUAGGUGGAAUUUAUUUUGACCAGCUUUAUUUUAGAACAAUUAUAUUGUGCAAUAGAAUUUUAUUUUAAGAGUGUGAAUAAGAGGUCUGACAGAAAACCUAGAUAGUUGGCAGCCUAAAAUAGCAGUGUUGGAAUUUACAGGGACCCCUCCCCCAAAUCUCAAACUUUUAACUCUUAAGAUUGUCCACAAAACCUGUAAUAUAUAGGACAUGACAGGUGCCCUUUUGAAAUGUUCUGCAUUGAAGGUCAAAUUGUUUGACAACUAUUCAGACCACCUAUACUCAGAUGUUGCUUUUAGAAAUAAAGACUGGGUAAUAGGCAUUCACUUCAUGUAUGGAAUCGGAUGCAUUUUUAAUUGGCUUAUAAGACAGGACUUUAUAGAACUCAUAUUAUCUGCCCUGUGUUAUGUAACAUGCUGUGAAAGUCACCAAUAUGGCCAGUCUUAGCAUAUGCUUCCUGAGAUCAUUGAGGAGAAAUACAUCGGUCACCGAACAUUCAAUAUUAUGUGAUCAAAAUGUGUAGUGCCCAUACCACCAUACUGUCAUGUCUGUUUCACCGAUGUUGAGAUUCAUUGUGUUUAUAUUGUGUUGUCUGUCAAGUUUUGUAAUCAGAGAUGUUGCUGUGCGGACAAGUAGUUGGGUACUGGAAAAUAAUUUAUUUGCAUUGUUAUAAACGGAAUGUUUAUUGUGUAAAGAGAAGUUGAUUUAAAAGACACUUGAUUGUUUGUAAUUUCCACUUAACAUAUACAUCUUGUGAGAUUUGUGUUUCCCAGUGUUAGGAUUUAUGGAGUUUUAUUGUCUAAUAGGGAAGCUCAGAUUUAAUGUCAUCAGUGUCUUUUAAAAUCCCAUAUUUCACUCUGAUAUGAUACCUUUCUGUGCGAACAUCUUAGUACACAAGAGUCACAUCAGGUGAGCACUGAGCAAACUUUGACCAAUCCAGUUGUAUGAAGGAUGAGUGGGUUCUUGAGCCAAUCAGAUGACAGCUUUCUGAAGCGAUUUGGCUUCAUUUCUUUUCUACCUUAUUAAGGAAAUUUUAAAUCUAUGCAAAAGAAAACCUCCACAUAACACAACUAUACCCUCGAUUGUACACCCUUUUAGAUGUAGCUUAUACCUUGAUGCAUUCAAUAUCCACAAUAUUGUGGCGUAUUAUUGUAUAUUUUGAAAUGAGAUAUCCCUGAUGAUAUUUAUUUUCGAGAUACAGAAAUCAGAUAUGCUUGUCUGACUGUUUCACUUACCUGUACUGAAAAUUUGGAAGUCUUGAUGCUGAUUAGAAAUUUACCCUGAUGUGACCUCCUAUGGAGGCAUCCUCCAAGUCCCCACAUCGUGAGGGGCGGUGGGGUGGCCCAGUGGUUAAAGUGUUCACUCCUCACCUUGAAGACCCGGGUUCGAAUCCCCACAUGGGUAAAAUGUGUGAAGCCUAUUUCUGGUGUCCACUGCCGUGAUAUUAAUGGAAUAUAGCUAAAAGUGGCGUAAUACCAUACUCACUCACUCCCUCACUCACUCACUCACUCACUCACUCACUCACAGAGAGGCAUUGUAUUUUAGUAAACAAAAUGAAUUGAAGAGAUUGGCAAAGUCAUUGUCCUUGUACAUGGUAAAGUAUUUCUUGGUGGUAUUACACUACUGCAGGAUAACAAUUAUUGUUUUAAUGAAACAUUUGCACAAGUCAUUAUUUCAAAUAGUAUUGAUACAUGUAAUAAUAGAUCUCAUUACUGCAGAUAAAUCAUUGUCAUGUUGAAAUAACUAUUUGUGAGUUUAGAGUUUGGCUAGAUACAUGAAGGAAACUGUAACAUUGUUGACCUGUACACGUGGCUGUGAUCACUUCAAGCAUCCAUGAUAACAGAAGUGCCAUCACCCCAGGAAACCUUACAUAUCCAUUUUAUGUUUUCUUGUAAAAACAAAUUUUAUUUAUCGUUUUAUCUAGUUUUUCAAACUUUGAUAUGGAACAAACACUUCUCUUUCACUUUUAUACAGCUUGUCAUCUAUUUCACAUACAUGUUUUUUCAUAUUGCAUUCAUUUGUUUUAAUCGUACAUGAGUUUAUGUUUUUUGUCAAAAUGUUCAUAUUGUUAUCACCUUCAGGAGAUAGCAGUUCUAACCAAAAAAAAAAGUUUGUUCCGGGGAAACAGGAUUGUAAGCAUUUUAUUGCUGAAAAUGGCCAUUUUAGAUUUUUGGGAUUGAGGGUUUUCACUUCACGCCUGUAAGCCUUUCACUUUUUUAUCCUCUUUCGCGCAGUCUACUGGCCCCAAUUUGGGUCUUAAAAUAAUUUUUAGUGCUUUUAUAUGUCAUCAUAUGAACUAUUAUCAACUGAGCUUACCAAACUGACUUUUUCUAAACUCUGGCUUUGGACUCGUGGCUAAAGUCACAAACUGUUCUCAUAAGAAACAAAUGGAUGAAAAUUGUCAGAUAUAGUUUAAGUCUGUCGAUGCUUUUCCAGACUACUGCAUUUAAAAUGUUUCCUGUUCAUAUCAAAUGAAAUCGAGCUUGCCCAAUGCCUUCAAGAUGUAAGGAAUGUCGGUGAAUUCAUAACCAUACUAAUUCGUAGCCAUGAAGAAUUCGUAGACACUUCCAAUCUUAGACAAAAUUCACGGUAAUCUCAUAGACAAAACAAAUCACUUGGGAAGUACAUGAUGCAUUUUAAUACAAACAGCUGUCCCCUGAAUAUCUAUUGGUUAAUGCCCCAUAGAUACAACUUACAACUUGUGUCCAUGCAGAAGUAUUCAGCGGGUCAGCAAAACUCCUCAUGGUCAGGUUCAGCUACAUUAAUUCAUCAAGACGUUCCGAAGUCCUUUCUUUUGGAAUCAAUAACUGAUCAAUCAGUUACGAAGGGUUUAGUCAUCUUGCUGUAUUAAAACAAAGAUAACAUGAUGCAUUUAUCAGUCUUGGAAGUUAAUGGACUACUCAUUGUGUAGAUGGAUUAAUAGGACAAACCCUAAUAUAACUGAUAUUCUUUUCAAAUCGGCAUUGAUCCUAACUCAGUCACCCUUUAUUAGAAGACCUCAAAUUUUAACUUACUUUCAUGAUUAGAGCGUUUCAAUUUUUAAGGAAAGACAAUUUAAAUAAAUAUGUGAGCGAGUUAAAAUUUAGCAUUCUAAGUGACACAGGAUUGUUUUCAGUGAUUUUCACGGAGAAUGAAUGUUAUCAGUGAAAUUGUUAUGAUACAUGUCAUGUGAAGAAGAUGUACUGAAUAGUUGUACCCCAAAUUGUUCUACCAACCACCAAGCCUCUGAGUGUAGGGGGGCACGGGUGGCCCAGUCGUCUAAGGCGCCGUAAUUCGCUGUGCAGAGUUGCGUCCCUUGGGCACGCCAGAAACCUAUGAUUGUAGGUUUGAAUCCCCGUUUGCCCCAAUUAUGUUUCUAGGUUUGUCAGCACCAUACCCGUGCUCGUGGGUUUCACCGAAGUGGUAAACGUCUGAGACCUGCAUCACUUCGGGGUUUCCUCCCACAUUAAGCUGACACGCCGCGAUAUAACUGGAAUACUGUUAAAAGCGGCGUUAAACCCAACUCACUCACUCACUCUGAGUGUAGGAUUUUAUCUCUGCUCCACGAUAUGUUCAGUUCCUUUCCCCUCACCAACAUUGAUGGGGAUCCUCGGGUUCACAGGCCAAGAAAAGCUCAGUGUUCCCCAUGCUGCAAUAAUACACCAUGGGCCACUGAACUGUUGUUUCAAAGUCUGUACCAUGUAAACUCUAACAGUGAUACCUACAUCAAGGUGAUGAAAGACUUGAUUCUGUCCGUUCAUUGCAUGGGAAGGACAUAUACUACUCCAAUUUUGAUAGGGAUAUCUAUCUUUCCAUGAUACACAAAAGUGAUUCUCAUAAUAUGUCAAGUGUAUAUGUAAAUAGAACGACAUAUCUGAUGAUCCCUCUGAAACAUGGAGUAGUAUGUGUAUAUUUUAUCUGAAAGCUGUUAGCCUACUUGUCAAUCAUUAGAAGAUGUUAAUGUUAUAUCGGAGUAAUAUAAUGACUAGCAGAUUAUUGUUUUCAAUUGCCCAGACAUGCAGAGAGAUGUAUCAUGUAUUAGAACUGUUUCGUAAGCAGAUUGUCAUGUAGGAAUUGAAAAGGUGUGUAAAUUGUAGCGUGUAGCAUUACUUGUGAUAUUGCAUGUUAUCAUCAUUGUUGAAGAGUCAAAUGAAGUGAUCCUGCUGC
This is a messenger RNA of Haliotis rufescens (red abalone), 6491 nucleotides long. Its product is annotated as cleft lip and palate transmembrane protein 1 homolog. NCBI's taxonomy places the organism in Eukaryota, Metazoa, Mollusca, Gastropoda, Lepetellida, Haliotidae. The transcript is spliced from 15 exons. Gene Ontology annotation, cellular component: endomembrane system; membrane. The record is from RefSeq and is a predicted model, not a curated record. Bases 45 to 2060 code for a protein of 671 amino acids.